This is a messenger RNA of Sporisorium graminicola, 3600 nucleotides long. RefSeq lists its product as uncharacterized. NCBI's taxonomy places the organism in Eukaryota, Fungi, Basidiomycota, Ustilaginomycetes, Ustilaginales, Ustilaginaceae. The record is from RefSeq and is a predicted model, not a curated record. The transcript has a single exon. The coding region runs from base 1 to 3600 and encodes 1199 amino acids.
AUGGCAACAUCACAUACCGACACAACUCGGCAGGUUGCGCAGCCGUCGAGUCCGAAGCAUGCGCUUCCACCACAACAACAUCAUGCAGCAGCAGCUGCAGCAGCCUCCUCAACUUCGAAACCGCGCUUCAUGAGCUCCCACUCGUUUCGUCGCUCCUCCGGAUCAUUCUCCGGCGCCGGCGUGCUUGGCCGUUUCGCCAGCUCUUCUCCCCCUCGCCACCCGUCCGAUUCUCACGACAGCGCAGAAUCCGCAAAAAGAAGACCGUCUAUUGGCCAGCGUCUCUCGUCUCGCACUUCCCGCAAGUCCCUGGAUGCAUCCACGGGCGCAAAUUUAGUCGAGCUCAGCAAGCCCAACGGCAAGUUCAAGAGCGGCAUCAAGUGGGACUCGCAGCAACCUGCGCCAGAGCCGUUUAUGGAAACCUCGGAUUCCACAGCAGCACAACGCGAGCUCGCCUCGGCUCUCGAAGCCAACGCCGCGCUUGCUUCCGGGAGUACUGCCGCUGCCCAAGCCCAUGCUCAAGCUCGCGGCCUAGGCCAGCCCAUCUUCCCACGCAGUUCUUCUAUCUCCAACACCACCAGAAUCAUCAUCAACAACAACAGCAACACCACGUCCCCAUCUCCCAUCUCGUCUACAAACGACAGAUCCGAACUUCCAACCGUGUCACAGACCAUCUCCGCGCUUGGCAACAGUGGUAUUCACCCCGAUCUUCUUGGCACUGCGCGCUCCUCUGCAACCCAGCUCGAGCCAUCGCCUGCCGGUAUGGCCGCCCCUGAUACCACCGAAGCCCACUCGAAGAAAGCCGCGCCGCUCGAAACUGAGCUCGAUACCAGAAGUGGCGACGGCGCAACGCCCUGCAUGACGCCGCCCACAAAGAGCAGAGAGGCCUCGCAAUCCGAGCAAGGCACUGGCGAAGACGACCACAUGCUCGCGCGCGCGGCACAACUCGUCCUCGAGGCCGCUCGUCAGCAGGCUCGUGUCGAGACCAGGAAGAAGGGCAAGUCUGCGCCAGCUUCGCCCAAACGCAGCACUUUCAAUUUAUCUCCCAUCAACACCCAAGUGGAUCAAGACAACAGCGCCGUCCAGGAGACCACCCAAGGCGCUGAUUCGGACCUCUCUCGUACGCCCUCCCAGCGCGCGCGUUCCAAGUCUGAUGCCGGCGAAGGCUCCAAAGUGAAGCGACGCAAGAGCUUCCUGCGGUCCAUGAGCUCCAAGGCCCGUCGCGAGCGCUCUGGACCCUCAGAAGCUUCGGACGCCGCCGGUUCCGAGACCCCCACUCCCAGUGCCAACAGUCCCAUCACGUCUUCAGCUGGAACCUCGGGCACUGUCACUCCUGGUGGCAGACGGCGAAGAUACGCUGACACGCGCGACCUAGACCUGCUGGCGCGCGAACUUGCGGCCGAAGCCAUCGCAGAGCAGGUUCGUCAGUCUCCGUUUGCGCGUGCCAGCCGCAGCGGCAGCUCGUCGCCUCACCGUGUCAAGGCGGGUGCAGGUAAUUUGAACGAUCCGCGUCGUCGCUCCUUCCCAAGCAUUCUUGAAGAUUCUCCGCUGCAGCACGACAGCAUCGUCCCCAUCUCGUCGUCCACCAACAGUCUCAAGCCCAUGACACCCUUGCAUACCUCGCGAUCCGGUACACGAGCCAGAGCAGCAGAGGGCAGAGGGAUGGCCGGCAUUGGCUCGGCAAGCCUGGUGUCAGCUUCGACCUCGGACCCCACCAAUGGACUUGUGCCAAAAGAGAUGUUCAUUGGACUGGGCGGAUCGUCGUACCCGAGCCUAGCCUCUCUCAAUUUGCGAACCAACAGCUCGACGCUGGACAGUACGGAUCCGUUCGGCAUCCCUCUGACGCAGGAAAGUUCGCCAUUUGAUGCGACCAUGGCGUAUGCCAACAAGACACACGUCUAUCAUACACCCAGCCAGGUGGCCGUGUCUCGCAGCCAAUCUAAAGCCUCGAUCGGUUCGGUAUCCCCGACGGCCAGCACAAACAACAAGCGACGUCCCGUGCUCACCAUGACGAUGAACGAUCCUCAAGCCGAAUUGCAGGGCCUCACCAAGCCACCGAAGGAGGCGAGCAGCAAGCGACUGACUCCGUUUGGGAGCCGAGCGGGAAGCCGAGCCGGAAGCCGAGCGCCAAGCCCUAGCUCGAGCUUUGUCGAUCUCAAGAAGGCCGCAGCUGCACAUAAGGCCGAGGAUGAACGGGACCGUUCAGCGAAAGAGGGUGGUGUUGUCGCACCGGAGACGGCGUCGACGCUCGACACACAGGCCAUCGCAAAUGCGCCAACCACUGACGCUGGCCUGCGCUCUGAAGAAGCAAGCGUUCAGGCGGAGAGCAGGCGCAACUCGAUGGCGCCUUCCGAGAGAAGCAUCUGGACCGGGUUGGCUGCGCCCAGAUCGAGCACGAUGCACCGUCUGUCGGCCAUGUUGCGGUUCAACAAGUCGAGGGAUCAGGUGGACACGAUGUCGAGUCCCAAGGCACCUUCACCUGGGAACAGUGCAUCUGUAGGCACAUCACCCGAGAUGAGUGCCUAUGCAACUCCGGCCGGCGAAACGGCGUCUUUGACUGUGUCACCACAGUCUGCAGCGGUUUCAGCCGACAGCGAUGCCGAGGUUUCGCCGGUGGCGUUCCGCACUAUACAGCUUGCGCCCACGCAACAAGACACACUUGAUUCGAGCAAGCCGACGAGUGCCGACGCGAGUCAAGGCUCGAGCGUGGCGUUGGAUAAGGUGGAGCAAACGACAGCCAAGAAGCGGCCAGUGCGAGCGCUUUUGCGUCGACUGAGCAGUUUCAGCUCCAAGAAGAAGGAAGAAAAGCCCAGCUUCCCGGACGCUGGCACCAUGCCUACGGUGGAUAUGCAUAAGAUCAAACAGCUCAGCGAGGGCAUGGAUGGCAAGGCUGAUACGGCUGAUGCUUGGAUGGAAUCGAAAACAACGAGCGGUGUGGAUGGCGUCGAUGCCAUGGGUGCUACUCAGGUCACAAAUGAUGCCAAGAUCGAGACGGGGCUCGCUCCUGCUCUGCAAGGCUUGGAUCUCUCGAAUGCAUCGCCGGUGCCUGUACACGAGGAGAUGGCCAGGAACGGGUUCGGCACACGAUCUGCUUACAAGCUCGGCGGCCGCGGUGAAACCGAGGGCAAUGAGGCUAAACGCGAGGAAGCUGUCGAUGCCGAGCGGUGGGACGAUGCGGAAAGGAGUGGCAAGGAGGAAGACGACAUGGCGGCGAGGGAAAACGUUUGGGAUCGAUCUCGACCAGGCCAGAUUGUGAGGAGCGAUUCUCAGACGCCGUCGUCGGAGGACUCGUUUUUCCUGGAAAGCAGGCCGAGUCUUGCGAGCCGACCGGGAAGCGGCGCGCUGAUGAAGCACGGAAGCGAGAGCGCGAUCAGUGAAGAGCUUCACACGCCGGACCCUUCGACGGCGUACCUGCCUGCGACCAAGACGGAAGAGGCGAUGCUGGAAGACGCCACGCUGUCGUCGACGCUCUCUUCGAGGGUGAGCAGCGUGGUGGCAGCUGCGGCCGCGGCCAAGGUGGUAGCUACCGCUACGGGGGAGGGAAGAAGUCCGGUUAUGACUUCACUUCCCAGCGAGGAGAUGCACAGUGGUGUUGCGCUGUGA